ACAGGAUCCUCCGACCUUCAUCAGAACCUCAUCUUUAUCCUCCUCUCAGAACCAGAAUCAUGGCCAGCCAGUCUCAAGGGAUCCAGCAGCUGCUGCAGGCCGAGAAGAGGGCCGCGGAGAAGGUGGCCGAGGCCCGCAAGCGUAAGAACCGGCGUCUGAAGCAGGCGAAGGAGGAAGCUCAGGCCGAGAUCGAGCAGUACCGCAUGCAGAGAGAGAAGGAGUUCAAGACCAAGGAGGCCGCGGCUCUUGGUUCCCAUGGCAACAGCGCAGUGGAGGUGGACCGCGACACGGUGGAGCGCAUGGCUCUGAUCCAGGCCAGUUACCGUAGCAACAGGGAGACGGUGCUGGGAGACCUGCUGCGGCGCGUCUGUGACAUCACACCCGAGUUCCACGUUAACUAUAGGGUGGCCGGGUGAAGGGGGCGGGGCCUGGACGCUAGCGACAUUAGCUUCGUUAGCUUCUAUCACAGCCACAAGCAGCUUGGCGUUCCACCUCUUCCUGUUUCCUGUGUUGUUGCCGUGGUGAUGUUUACGUGUUGUUACCGUGGCGAUGUUUAUAUUUAUAUCAGGAUUCAUUUCCGAAACCAUUUCCUGCAUCUAACAAAAGCCUCACUGCAGAGAGAAUCAGCCAAUCAGGAGACAGUUAAAUUAAAUAAUAUAUAAAUAUCAGAUCUCUGAUUGGUUGGUCCUCUCUGAGCUCUCUCCUCCAAUCAGGAGGCAGUCUCUGCUCUCAGCUGACGGGCUGGAGAAGUGAGAAGACUUUUGUUGUGACAGUUUAGUUUGUUUCCUGUGUUUGACCAUGUGACUUCCUGUUGAUGUUCUGAUGACUUCCUGUUGAUGUUCUGAUGACUUCCUGUUGAUGUUCUGAUGACUUCCUGUUGAUGUUCUGAUGACUUCCUGUUGAUGUUCUGAUGACUUCCUGUUGUUUGUAAAGUGAUGAUGAAAACAAUAAACUGGAUGUUGAUCAA
Trematomus bernacchii (emerald rockcod) is the source of this 967-nucleotide messenger RNA. RefSeq names its product ATPase H+ transporting V1 subunit G1 (gene atp6v1g1). Gene Ontology annotation, biological process: proton transmembrane transport. The record is from RefSeq and is a predicted model, not a curated record. Gene Ontology annotation, molecular function: proton-transporting ATPase activity, rotational mechanism. NCBI's taxonomy places the organism in Eukaryota, Metazoa, Chordata, Actinopteri, Perciformes, Nototheniidae. Gene Ontology annotation, cellular component: vacuolar proton-transporting V-type ATPase complex.